GGCUGUCCGGGGGCGCCAGGGCGCUGGCUGCGACCUCGGCGGAUCCACGGUCACCCGGCAAACGGAGAGCCCGCGCACAUCAGCGCCUGGCUGGUCGCAGGUUCGAUCCUUCGCGGGGCCGCACAGAUGGCUCGGUUUGGGGAAGCAGUGAGCGGUUUGUCUGCCGAUGCCAGCCCGGAGCAGGGAAAGAGCCGCCACCAGGUGCCGGUGAGUGGGGAAACGGCCGCAGCGGCCGCCGCAGCAGGAGCAGCGGCAGCGGUGGCAGCAGCAGCGGCGGCACAGGGCUCGGCUGGUUUCAAGCAGAGCCGGGCACAGCGGGCACGCACCAUGGCUCUCUACAACCCCAUCCCUGUUCGACACAACUGCUUGACCGCUAACAGAUCCCUCUUCCUGUUUGGAGAGGAUAAUAUCAUCAGGAAGUCAGCCAGAAGAGUCAUCGAAUGGCCUCCAUUUGAAUACAUGAUUCUGGCUACAAUCAUUGCCAACUGUGUUGUGCUGGCUUUGGAACAGCACCUGCCAAAUGGAGACAAGACCCCCAUGGCUCGAAGUUUGGAACAAACUGAGCCAUAUUUUAUUGGGAUCUUUUGCUUUGAAGCUGGGAUUAAAAUUGUAGCACUGGGAUUUGUAUUCCACAAAGGAUCGUAUCUUCGGAAUGGCUGGAACGUAAUGGAUUUCAUCGUUGUCCUGAGUGGGCUCUUGGCCACAGCAGCAACGCACUUCAACCUCCGAACUCUGAGGGCAGUCCGUGUUCUGAGACCUCUGAAGCUGGUGUCUGGGAUUCCCAGUUUGCAGAUUGUGUUGAAGUCCAUCAUGAAAGCAAUGGUACCUCUGCUGCAGAUUGGCCUGCUCCUCUUCUUUGCCAUCCUCAUGUUUGCCAUCAUUGGCCUCGAGUUCUACUAUGGUAAACUGCACCAUACCUGCUACACAGAUGGCGCCGUAGCAGAAGAACUGGAGUUUCAGUUUCCUUGUGGCACUCAGGAGCCAGCCCGUCUCUGCCCAAAUGGCACUUUCUGUUCAUACUGGAUCGGACCCAAUGACGGCAUCACUCAGUUCGAUAACAUCCUGUUUGCACUGCUGACUGUCUUCCAGUGCAUCACCAUGGAGGGAUGGACCACCAUUCUCUACAAUACGGAUGAUGCCUUAGGAGCAAUGUGGAAUUGGCUGUACUUCAUUCCGCUCAUCAUCAUUGGCUCCUUCUUUGUGUUGAACCUUGUUCUCGGAGUGUUGUCUGGUGAAUUCGCCAAGGAACGGGAGAGGGUGGAAAAUAGGAGGUCGUUCCUGAAGCUCCGGAGGCAGCAGCAGAUUGAGCGGGAGUUAAACGGAUAUCGGGCCUGGAUCGACAAAGCAGAGGAAGUGAUGUUACUGGAAGAAAAUAAAAAUGCCGGAGAAAAAUCAGCCCUGGACGGUGAGAUUGCCUCUGUCUGGUACAAGCUUUAUCUGAGAUCAAUAAAUUCUUUGUUUUCAGUCCUUAGAAGAGCAACAAUCAAAAAAGGCCGAAUGGAUAUGAUCCACACAGAGUCAAGUGAUGAUCACUACACUGAAAUAUCUUCUGUGGUUAUUUUCUUCUUGUUUCAUCCAGGGUCUCCGCUGGCAAGGGCCAGCAUUAAGAGCACCAAGCUAUUAGAGGGUUCAUCUUACUUCCGCCGCAAGGAGCGCAUGCUACGCAUCUCCAUCCGUCACAUGGUCAAGUCACAUGCCUUCUAUUGGAUUGUCCUGGGUCUGGUGGCCCUUAACACAGUGUGUGUUGCUAUCGUCCACUAUGACCAGCCCUUGUGGCUCUCCAAUUUCCUAUACUAUGCUGAAUUCACCUUUCUGGGUCUCUUUCUGUCCGAGAUGUUUCUAAAGAUGUACGGCUGUGGUCCUCGACUUUAUUUUCACUCCUCCUUCAACUGUUUUGACUGUGGGGUUAUUAUCGGCAGUAUAUUUGACGUCGUGUGGACGAUAAUUCGGCCAGAAACAUCAUUUGGCAUCAGCGUUCUCCGUGCAUUGAGAUUGCUCCGAAUUUUCAAAAUCACAAAGUACUGGGCCUCUCUGCGGAACCUAGUAGUCUCCUUAAUGAGCUCGAUGAAAUCCAUCAUCAGCCUCCUGUUCCUCCUCUUCCUCUUCAUCGUUGUAUUUGCUCUUCUGGGGAUGCAGCUGUUUGGUGGUCAAUUCAACUUUGAGGAAGGUACACCUCCAACCAACUUUGACACUUUUCCCGCUGCAAUCAUCACUGUGUUUCAGAUUUUAACAGGUGAAGAUUGGAAUGAGGUGAUGUACAAUGGGAUAAAAUCACAAGGAGGCGUGAACUCAGGAAUGUGGUCUUCUGUAUAUUUCAUUGUCCUCACACUCUUCGGCAACUACACCUUGCUGAAUGUGUUUCUGGCAAUCGCAGUCGAUAAUCUAGCUAAUGCCCAGGAACUGACCAAGGAGGAGCAGGAAGAGGAGGAGGCCAUCAACCAGAAGCAUGCUCUGCAGAAGGCAAAGGAAGUCAGCCCCAUGUCUGCCCCAGGGUUCCCCUCUACAGAGAGGGAGUUCCGGAGGCACAAGCACAUGUCUAUCUGGGAGGCCAGAACCAGUCAGCUGAGACGGCGGAUGCAGAUGAGCAGCCGCGAAGCGCUGUUUGCCGAGGCACUGCAGGGGCUGGAGGGCAGCAGGUAUCGGAGGCAUCGUUCCAGGGUCUUCGAAGGUGAAAGUCUCUGGCGGCUGGGUGACCUGCAGGCCGGGGACGCUGAUCAGCUCGGAGAAGGUGGCAAGCGAGAAGCCUUCAAAAGUCGGUCACUCCGCAAUAACUGGCAGCCAGCAGAGCCGAGCAAGGAAGACUCCUCAAUAAAAGUGAACGGAGAUCAGGACUACCGGCAGGGGCGAACUCUCGGCCGCAGCAUUGAGGCUAGGCAGAGCUUCAGAAUGGCCGAACCUGUCAGGGCCAAGAGGAGGUACAGGUCCCUCUACAAGGAAGCAAAACUGGGGCUGGAGGAGAGCGCCGAGACCACUCUCAGCCACCGGGCCAGCAAGAGCAAGGAGGAGGGGCUGUUGCAGCGACUUCCUGAGGAACAGGAGAGCAGCCAAUCCGCCCACGGCCCCGAGGAGAAAGAUGCUCAACAGCCAAUGAAGGCAUUCUCUUGGCAAGGGAAGCCACACACAAGCUCUACCAAUCGAACUGUUGGUGCAGACACAAGCUCAUCCAGCAGGCAAGCGGAGAAAGACUGUACCAGAGUACCUGAGAGUGAAAAAGUUGACAAUGCAAAGAACAGCAAGCAGGUGAAUGAACAAACCAGCUUGUUAAACAUGCAGCUGGAUCUACAAACCACUCAAACAUCCCCAGGAGAGAAGGAGCUGACCACCAGUUCCAGGGACAUUGAGCAGGACAAGGCACGGGAGCAGACAGAGAUUGAUAUAGACUGUGAAAACACGGAGACACCCAUGGAUUCCCUCGUCACACCAGGAAAUGUGUGCAGCAGCAGUAGUUCAGUAAAAGAUGAAGAGAAGAAAUCCAAGGCGAUUAUACCCUACAGCUCCAUGUUUCUCUUCAGCACAACCAACCCGGUCCGCAGAGCAUGCCACUUCAUUGUCAACCUGCGCUACUUUGAGAUGUGUAUCCUUCUGGUGAUUGCAGCCAGCAGUGUGGCUCUUGCAGCAGAGGAUCCCAUCAACAAGGACUCAGCUAGAAAUCAGGUGCUCAAGUACUUUGACUACGUGUUCACAGGAGUUUUCACCUUUGAAAUGGUAAUAAAGAUGAUAGACAUUGGUUUGAUUUUCCAUGAAGGCUCUUAUUUCCGCGACGUUUGGAACAUUCUGGAUUUCAUUGUAGUGAGUGGAGCACUGGUUGCGUUUGCUUUCACGAAUCUCAUUGGGGGUUCCAGUGGGAAAGACAUAAACACGAUCAAGUCUCUACGUGUUCUCCGUGUGUUACGGCCACUCAAGACCAUUAAGCGACUCCCUAAACUGAAGGCAGUAUUCGACUGCGUGGUGACAUCACUGAAGAACGUGUUUAACAUUCUGAUAGUCUACAAACUCUUCAUGUUCAUCUUCGCAGUGAUCGCUGUACAGCUCUUCAAGGGCAAGUUUUUCUACUGCACAGAUAGCAGCAAGAUGACCAAAGAGGAAUGCAGAGGCCAAUUUGUGUUGUACGAGACUGAGAAUAAAGUUGUUGACCGAGAGUGGAAACGUUAUGACUUCCAUUAUGAUAAUGUUAUCUGGGCCCUGCUGACACUGUUCACUGUCUCCACUGGAGAAGGCUGGCCACAGGUUCUACAGCAUUCCGUGGACGUGACAGAGGCUGACCAAGGACCAAUCCCAGGGAACAGAAUGGAAAUGUCCAUCUUCUACGUUGUAUAUUUUGUUGUAUUCCCCUUCUUUUUUGUCAAUAUCUUUGUGGCCUUGAUAAUCAUCACCUUCCAGGAGCAGGGAGACAAGAUGCUGGAGGAGAGCAGCCUAGAGAAAAACGAGAGAGCCUGUAUCGAUUUUGCCAUCAGUGCCAAGCCCUUGACAAGGUACAUGCCACAGAACCGACAGACAUUCCAGUACAGAGUCUGGCACUUUGUGGUGUCGCCCUCCUUCGAGUACACCAUACUGACCAUGAUAGCGCUCAACACUGUGGUUCUCAUGAUGAAGCAUCAUUCUCCCCCACCUGGCUUUGUGAGUGUGCUGAAACUGAUGAACAUUGCCUUCACCAUCACCUUCACCCUUGAGUGCAUCCUUAAAAUCAUUGCCUUUGGAUUCCUGAACUACUUCAGAGACUCGUGGAACGUAUUUGAUUUUGUGACUGUGGUGGGCAGCAUCAGUGAGAUCAUUGUAACAGAAUGCAAUCUGAAGUUCGUGAACCUGAGCUUCCUGAAGCUGUUCCGUGCUGCCCGCCUCAUCAAGCUGCUACGUCAAGGUUACACCAUCCGCAUCCUCCUCUGGACCUUCGUGCAGUCCUUCAAGGCUCUUCCAUAUGUCUGCCUCCUGAUUGCAAUGUUGUUCUUCAUUUAUGCCAUAAUUGGAAUGCAGCUUUUUGGAAAUAUUGGACUGGAUGACCAUACCCCCAUCAAUCGACACAACAACUUCCACACCUUCUUCAAUGCCUUGAUGUUGCUGUUCCGAAGUGCGACUGGGGAGUCCUGGCAAGAGAUCAUGCUGGCCUGCCUGAGUGGGAAGGAGUGCGAAGGGACCAGGGAGCCCACCUGCGGCACAGACUUUGCUUACUUUUACUUUGUCUCUUUCAUAUUCCUCUGCUCAUUCCUUAUGCUGAACCUGUUUGUGGCCGUCAUCAUGGAUAACUUUGAGUAUCUGACACGGGACUCAUCUAUCCUAGGCCCUCAUCAUUUGGAUGAGUUUGUGCGGGUCUGGGCUGAAUACGAUCGGGCUGCCUGCGGCCGAAUCCAUUACACUGACAUGUAUCAAAUGCUGACCCUCAUGUCUCCACCGCUGGGUCUGGGGAAGAAAUGUCCUUCGAAAGUUGCUUACAAGAGACUGGUACUGAUGAAUAUGCCUGUUACUGAGGACAAGACUGUCCACUUCACCUCCACCCUCAUGGCCUUGAUCAGGACUGCACUUCAAAUCAAGCUUGCAAGAGGUGGAGCAGACAAACAGCAGCUGGAUGCAGAACUGAGAAAGGAAAUCAUGACAAUUUGGCCUCACCUAUCACAGAAGACCCUGGACCUCUUGGUUCCCAUGCACUCAUACACAGACUUAACAGUUGGGAAAAUUUACGCUGCCAUGAUGAUCAUGGACUACUACAAACAGAGCAAGAACAAGAAGUAUCAGAAACUGCAGGAAGAGCAGAGUCGAACACCCAUGUUCCAGCGGAUGGAAGCUUCCUCUCUACCUCCACAGAUCAUCUCGAGCUCUAAAGGUUUGCCUUUUCUGCAGGCAGACAGAGGACCUGACUUGGAUAGCAGAAGUGAAUUUGCCCCUUUGGUACCUUUACCCCCAGUCAUGUUCCAGCAAGGCAGAACAUCAAGCCAAGGAGAAGAAAUCCACAACCAACGGCCAAAGGAACUAAAGAAAGUAAAAGUAGAAUACCCUCAUUAUGGUCACUAUCUCCCCAUUGAAAACCAGGGCCGGGCAGUGUCCAUGCCCCGACUAGAAACCGAGUCCGAGUCCACUGAAGAUCCAAGCCCCAUGAAGCGUUCAUUCUCCACAUUUACUGCCAACCACACAAACAGCACCUGGCUCAAUGAGUACUCUUUGGAGAGAGCUGGUCCAGAGGACCUUUACCAAAAAUGGAGCCGUCGACAUCUGAGGUCAUCCGUCAGGUCUUCAAAUGCAGGCAGCCAUGAGAGAGGCCGUUCCAAGGAGAGGAAGCACCUCCUCUCACCCGAGAGGUCUCUCUGCAACUCGGAGGAGCGUGCUCAGCACUCACAGCACCCAUGCCAGGACCAGAGGAUGUCUCGAUCACCAAGCCCAGGAUAUUCACACAGUGUACAGGAGCAGGUUAAGAGUGAGAGCCCGAUCCCUUCCACGUCCGGGACCAGCACACCCAAGCAUGGACGGAGACAGCUCCCACAAACGCCCACCAAACCCCGGCCCCAUAUUUCAUACUCCCCCGUGGCCCAGCGCCCCGACACCUUGUCACCCCCAUCCAGCCAAGCCACCCCAAGGAGCAAAGAGGCCAGGUAUCAGUCCCUGAGAGUUCAACCCAACAAGACACUGUGGACCGAGUCUCCUGGUCUGAGCAAGAAAACUGACAGCCAGCACUCGACGCCGCUGCGGUACAUAUCAGAGCCCUCCCUGACCCUCCACGAUGAUCUGGGCAGCCUGGACCAGGCCCUUGGCGAGGAAACGCUCACCUUCGAGGCUGCAGUGGCCACAAGCCUUGGCAGAUCCCACACCAUCUCUUCUGCUCCUCCUCUCAGGCACUCCUGGCAACUGCCCAACGGGAGUUACCGCACUCGAGUGGUGCGAUGUGGAGCAACCACUGGCCCCGACCCUUUCACCGACACUGAUGAGGACGACAAAUGCUAAAC
This is a messenger RNA of Hypanus sabinus (Atlantic stingray), 6929 nucleotides long. RefSeq names its product probable voltage-dependent R-type calcium channel subunit alpha-1E. Gene Ontology annotation, molecular function: high voltage-gated calcium channel activity; calcium ion binding. Lineage: Eukaryota; Metazoa; Chordata; Chondrichthyes; Myliobatiformes; Dasyatidae. Gene Ontology annotation, cellular component: membrane; voltage-gated calcium channel complex; neuronal cell body. Gene Ontology annotation, biological process: calcium ion import across plasma membrane; chemical synaptic transmission. The transcript is spliced from 48 exons. The coding region runs from base 127 to 6927 and encodes 2266 amino acids. The record is from RefSeq and is a predicted model, not a curated record.